This is a messenger RNA of Drosophila eugracilis, 1422 nucleotides long. It is a transcript of the gene Six4, whose product is annotated as homeobox protein SIX6. Lineage: Eukaryota; Metazoa; Arthropoda; Insecta; Diptera; Drosophilidae. The coding region runs from base 43 to 1224 and encodes 393 amino acids. Gene Ontology annotation, biological process: regulation of transcription by RNA polymerase II. Gene Ontology annotation, cellular component: transcription regulator complex; nucleus. Gene Ontology annotation, molecular function: DNA-binding transcription factor activity, RNA polymerase II-specific; RNA polymerase II cis-regulatory region sequence-specific DNA binding. The transcript has 4 exons. The record is from RefSeq and is a predicted model, not a curated record.
AAUAAUAUAAAAUAAUAAAAUUUAUAAAAAAAAAUCAUAAUAAUGUUCGAAAAAAACAUGGAUGGCAACAAUCUAUCGGUGUCCAUUGGCGGUGAUCUGGACUCCACAAGUUCCGGCGGCACAUCUUCGGAUCACUCAGCCGUGCAGCAGGACAACCUCAGUUCACCGAUGGCCUACGGAUCACUCUUUCUUCCAAAUGCUGGUUAUCGUGGAAACCUUUCAUGCAAAACGGUUUUGCAAUUAGAUAAGUUUGCUCCCUAUGAGGGAGCGGAAAAAGAUCACCUGCUAGAGCGUCGCUUUCAGGAUAUCACCAACGACUAUGAUAAGUCCCCACCGCCCACCGCUUCAACCACGCCCACCCACUAUCCCAGCCUGAAUAGCAUAAUAUUCGAGAAUGGCAGCGGUGGCAAUUUAGGCGAUCUCAAUGGUAACACCAAAACCGAUUUAUGCGGCUUGCAGAGGAGUGGAAGUGGAUUGAGUGGUAAUCCCGGCAGUGGAGGGGGUGGAGGUCAUCUGAUUUCCAAUCUCACGGCUGCUCACAACAUGACCGCAGUAGGAAGCUUUCCCAUCGAUGCCAAAAUGCUGCAGUUUUCAACGGAUCAGAUCCAGUGCAUGUGCGAAGCCCUGCAGCAAAAGGGUGACAUCGAAAAGUUGACCACCUUCCUUUGCAGUCUGCCACCCAGCGAAUUCUUCAAGACCAACGAGAGUGUCCUGCGUGCCCGAGCUAUGGUAGCCUAUAACUUGGGUCAGUUCCAUGAGCUCUACAACCUGCUCGAGACGCACUGUUUCUCCAUCAAAUACCAUGUGGAUUUGCAGAAUCUCUGGUUUAAGGCUCAUUACAAGGAGGCAGAGAAGGUUCGCGGUCGUCCACUUGGAGCAGUGGAUAAAUAUCGCCUGCGGAAAAAGUAUCCCCUGCCCAAAACGAUCUGGGAUGGUGAGGAGACGGUCUAUUGCUUUAAAGAGAAGUCCCGGAAUGCUUUGAAGGAUUGUUACCUAACGAAUCGCUAUCCCACUCCCGACGAGAAGAAGACGCUGGCCAAAAAGACGGGACUGACGCUCACCCAGGUGUCCAAUUGGUUCAAGAACCGUCGGCAGAGGGAUCGCACGCCUCAGCAGAGACCUGAUAUUAUGUCGGUGCUUCCUGGGCAAUUGGACGGUAAUGGCUUCCCGCGCAUGUUCAAUGCCCCCAGCUAUUAUCCCGAAACGAUUUUCAAUGGGCAAUAAAAAAAUUGCGAUCCAUGCUAGGCUGUUUUUUUCGUGUAAAUAAUAAUACGUUUUUAUGUUAGGACAAAAGCAAAUGGAAAACUGGUCAUCAAAUGGCACAACUUCGUUAGCUUUAGAAUAAACUUAUUUUUGCUUUAUGUAUUGUACAAUACUAUUAAUAAACCAAUGGAAGUAGAUCAAUAAACUCGAAUAACUAUA